This is a messenger RNA of Erigeron canadensis, 1667 nucleotides long. RefSeq names its product nucleolin-like. The coding region runs from base 423 to 1355 and encodes 310 amino acids. NCBI's taxonomy places the organism in Eukaryota, Viridiplantae, Streptophyta, Magnoliopsida, Asterales, Asteraceae. The transcript is spliced from 3 exons. The record is from RefSeq and is a predicted model, not a curated record.
UCAAUACAAAAACAGCAGCAGCAGCUGCUCAUCUUCAUCUUCCGAAACCCUAAUUUUCGUUACACACACUUACUGCGUGUUUUCAAUAAAUAUCAUCAAUUCAAAUUUCCUUUAAAACAGUAUCAUCAAUCUGUAUAAUCUAUCAAUCGCAGAACUCAAUUGCUAUUUUUUUUAUCGAUCUUAAUUACAGUUAAAUCAAACCCUAUUUUUUGUGUUUUUUUAGGGUUUCAAUCCGAUCGAUUUGUUGUUCUAUUUCAAUUUUCUGUUUUUUAGUAGUUUUUUUUUAUAAAUUAUUGAACUUUAUAUAUCCAGGUUCACUUUUGUGUGUGUAUUAAGUAUAUAUAGAUAUAUAUUAUAUAAUAUAUAUAGAUACAGAUAUAUCGAUAUAUCAGUUGAAAGUUUGAGAAUUUGGAUUGAAAAAGAUGGCUGGGGGAAAUAGGAAGGAUGAUUCAGUGGUAAUUAGCAGCAGUAAUGUGUUUGCAGCAUUAGGAAGUUUGAAGAAGAAGAAGAAAUCGGAAGGUUCGUCGAAAAAGGGAGUGAGUUCGAGAAAGGAGAGUGAAGAGAAGAAGGAACAGGUGUUUUGGGCUCCUGCACCAUUGACUGUGAAGUCAUGGGCAGAUGUGGAUGACGAAGAUGAUGACGAUUAUUAUGCGACUACUGCUCCGCCACCGGCUGUUUGGGGUGAUCAGGAAGAUAAGGUGAAAGGACAUGAGACUCCGGUUGAGGAGAGUGAAAGUGAAGAUGAAGGCCUUGAUGAAAUUGAUGAUGACAAUGAUGAAGAAAAUGAUCAUGAAGCAGAAGUACUAUCAGCGAAGGAGUUGGUUGCUGAGAAGCCGGUUGAGGUUUUGGCUCCGAAGGAUACUGACAGGCAGCUUUCAAAGAAGGAGCUGAAGAAAAAGGAGCUUGCGGAGCUCGAUGCAGUGCUUGCAGAAUUGGGUUUGAACGACACCAAUAGCCAAGAAGACACCCGUGGUGCUGCAUCUGAGAAGGUAGAGAAUCAAAAUGGAGAACAGGAGAAGAAAGACAAAAACAUAGCUGGUGGUGAGAGCAAAAGUGCUAAAAAGAAAAAGAAGAAAGACAAAUCUUCCAAGGACACCAAAGAACAAGAACUCUCCAAUGAGCCUGAAACUGGGAACCCAUCUGAACCUAAUGAACCCGAAAAGGCUGAAGACUCCUCUGGUCUUGAUGUUAAGGAGAAGAUCAAGAAAAUGGCUUCCAUGAAAAAGAAGAAAUCUAGCAAGGAAAUGGAUGCUGCCGCAAAAGCUGCAGCCAGUGAAGCGGCAGCAAGGAGUGCCCGACUUGCUGCAGCUAAGAAGAAGGAGAAGAGCCACUACAACCAACAGCCCGUAAGGUAAGGGUUUUAAAGGAUACAAAAUAUGCUGUGGAAUGCUACAAUAAACUUCCGUAUCUUGGUUACAUUUUGAGAUGACAUUUACAGUUUUACUUCAAAAUUUACUUAAACCCUUUAGUUUUUUUUUUUUACUGAACUCUUUGUGGGGUAUUUCACAUUAUCACCACCCGUUGUGCCUUUGGUAGAGAGUAGUAGAGGAAACAUCCAUGGAUGAUACUCCGAUGUUAAAUUUUUUUGUUUUUGCGCUAUAUGGUAGUGACUUUGGAUUAUGGUUACCUUUAUUUUAUGUUGAAGUAAGUGAAUUUGGGAGUUGUAA